This is a messenger RNA of Cajanus cajan (pigeon pea), 2285 nucleotides long. Its product is annotated as tRNA(His) guanylyltransferase 2. NCBI's taxonomy places the organism in Eukaryota, Viridiplantae, Streptophyta, Magnoliopsida, Fabales, Fabaceae. The record is from RefSeq and is a predicted model, not a curated record. Gene Ontology annotation, biological process: tRNA modification. Gene Ontology annotation, molecular function: tRNA guanylyltransferase activity; magnesium ion binding.
AAAAUUUUCAUUAUGUGAAGAAAAGUAUCGUAUCAUGUUUGGAUAUUCUAUUAAAAAAAAUCAGAAUUUUAAAAUUUAAAUUCCUUCGAAAAAAAAACAAGAAGAAUUUUAUAAUUCUUUUUCGCUCCCUGAUUCCCGCCCGCUGAUUCUCGUCGCUCGCUGAGUCUGACUUGACAAUUUCUCUGCUCGCCUGUCACACAUUCCCCCCCUCUGAUUUCAGUGUCCUCUUCUCUUAGACAUUUAUGCAGUGAGCCACUGCUGCCACCCACUGUACCUGUUACUAUGAUGCCAGUCUCUUUUAAGUGCUAUUUGAAGUGAUUGACGGGGAAGACUGAAGAUUUUGCAUUUAAUGAGUUGACAUUGGGUUUAUGAAUGACUAUGAGUGGCAGCUUGUGAUUUCCGUGCACAAGGACAAAGCCAGCAAGCAAUGAUAGUUUUUUGUGUGAGAAGAAAGAGCAUAUAUAUGUAAACUUUUGCAUGCAGGAUGGCAAACAGCAAAUAUGAGUAUGUCAAGUGUUUUGAAGUUGAGGAUGAGGUCAUGUUUCCGAACAUCAUCCUUGUUUGGAUCAAUGCCUGUAAACUUCAAAAACCUUGUGAUGUAAACACCUUGAGAUUGAUGAACUGUUGUGCAAUUGAAGUUCUUGAAGAGUAUGCAGAUGUAGUCCUUGCAUAUGGGUUCAGUGACGAGUAUACUUUUGUUUUCAAGAAGACCUCCAAAUUCUAUGAAAGGCGUGCUAGUAAAGUGCUAUCAAUUGUGACUUCUUUUUUCUCAUCUGUCUUUGUGAGAAAAUGGGGUGAAUUUUUUCCACAAAAGGAACUACAAUGUCCUCCUUCCUUCCAUGGGCGAGUCAUACCUUGUGCGUCCACAGAUGCUCUUCAAGCGUAUCUUUUGUGGAGGCAGAAUAUAUGUCAUUUGGGUAAUCAACGUGAGCAAUGCCUUUGGCGUCUUGUUGAACGUGGAAUGAAUGAGAAGGAAGCAUGGGACUUCAUAAAGGGUUUUGACAAAAGUGAUCUAAACAAUCUUUUAUUUGAUGAGUUCAAUGUUAAUUACAAUACACUGGAGCCAAUAUACCGCCAAGGGUCUUGUGUUCUGAAGACAAUGAUAGAGGAUAUUGUGAAGUACACAGAUAAUGGUGCACCAAUUAAAAGGCACAGGAGAAAGAUAAUCACAGUGCAUUCCAAGAAAAUAGCGAGUAAGAGGUUUUGGAAUGAGCAGACGAUUCUUUUGAAGGAGCUUGGUAGUUUUGUUGAAGAGAUUCACAAUGUGAGUCCAGAGUAUGUGAGGUCCUUUGAAUUUGAUGGUAAAUUGAUGCCAUCAACAUGGAUUGUAGUUCGAAUAGAUGGAUGCCACUUCCACAGAUUUUCUGAGAUACAUGAAUUUGUGAAGCCAAAUGAUGAUAGAGCUCUUAACUUGAUGAAUUUGUGUGCAGUUGCUGUCUUAGAAAAGUUUUGGGAGGAUAUAGUCUUUGCGUAUGGGGUCAGUGAUGAGUUUAGCUUUAUUCUUAAGAAAACCAGUAAUCUUUAUCAAAGGAGAGCUAAUACAAUGAUUUCAGCUAUUGUGUCUUUCUUCACAUCCACUUAUGUGAUGAGAUGGAAAGAUUUCUUCUCACAAAGUGAGUUAAAGUACCCUCCUUCCUUUGAUGGACGAGCAGUGUGUUAUCCAUCCACCAAUAUUCUACGGGACUACCUUUCAUGGAGACAAGUGGAUUGUCACAUCAACAAUCAAUAUAACUCUUGUUUUUGGAAGCUGGUUGCAUCUGGAAAAAGCAAAAGGGAAGCCCAGAAUAAUUUAAAGGGUGCUCAGUUGCAAAAGAAAAUUGAGGAAUUGGCUAUUGACUACAAUAAAUUACCAAUCAUGUAUCGACAAGGAUCCUCAGUUUAUAGGGAAAAGGUAGACAAUGUUCUUAUUCAUCAGGAGAAUGGUGAAUCUUCUGAAUGUUAUGGAAAGGUCAUUGUUGAGCAUAUUGAUAUUAUUGGACCAACAUUUUGGUUGGAACACCCAAACAUCCUUGAUGAAUAGCUGUAUGUGUAGUGUAGCAUCGAGUAUGCUAAUUAAAUUUUAGUAUUUUAUUUCUCGUUGCUGAAAAUUUUUGUUAGUUUGGUUUAACAUUAUGGAUUUUUUGUUUUUAUAUUUUCUUAUUUAAUUUACAUGAAAUCAGGAAGUGCUGCAUAACUUUUAUUGUGUUGAGUGUAAAUACGCAUGCAAGCCUUAGAUCCCUUAACUUUCUCCUUCCAAUGAAGGAGAAUGGUUGCACCAUUGCAGCAUUCAACCAUGGCUACCAAAC